This is a messenger RNA of Cladophialophora bantiana CBS 173.52, 1815 nucleotides long. Its product is annotated as translation initiation factor RLI1. The coding region runs from base 1 to 1815 and encodes 604 amino acids. NCBI's taxonomy places the organism in Eukaryota, Fungi, Ascomycota, Eurotiomycetes, Chaetothyriales, Herpotrichiellaceae. Gene Ontology annotation, molecular function: iron ion binding; ATP hydrolysis activity; ATP binding. The transcript is spliced from 6 exons. Gene Ontology annotation, biological process: translational initiation; translational termination; ribosomal subunit export from nucleus. The record is from RefSeq and is a predicted model, not a curated record.
AUGGCGGACAAGUUGACCAGAAUUGCUAUUGUCAAUAGCGACAAGUGCAAGCCAAAGAAAUGCCGUCAAGAAUGCAAGAAGUCGUGCCCUGUCGUCCGAACGGGUAAACUCUGCAUUGAAGUCACUCCCGAGUCCAAAAUCGCCUACAUCUCGGAACUACUGUGCAUCGGUUGCGGUAUCUGUCCCAAGAAAUGCCCGUUUGGUGCCAUUCACAUAAUCAACCUGCCAACAAAUCUUGAAACUCAAGUCACCCACCGGUAUUCGGCAAACAGCUUCAAGUUGCACAGACUGCCUAUGCCACGGCCGGGUCAGGUUCUGGGAUUGGUGGGGACAAACGGUAUCGGAAAGAGUACGGCCUUGAAGAUUCUUAGUGGCAAGUUGAAGCCGAAUCUGGGGCGAUAUGACAAUCCACCGGAUUGGGAAGAGAUUUUGAGAUACUUCCGUGGAUCCGAAUUGCAGAACUAUUUCACAAAGGUGCUCGAAGACAACCUCAAGGCCAUUGUCAAGCCACAGUACGUGGACCAACUUCCACGAGCCAUCAAGGGGCCAGUCAAGACAGUCAAGCCGCUCAUCGAAGCCAAGUCCGAGUUGGGCAAUCUCGACCACAUCAUGGAUGUACUCGAGCUGAAUGCUGUUUCUGAGCGAGAGAUUGGUCUUCUCUCGGGGGGAGAACUGCAGCGGUUUGCUAUCGCCCUCGUUUGCGUCCAAAAGGCGGAUGUGUACAUGUUUGAUGAACCCUCGUCAUACCUAGAUGUCAAACAACGUCUCAGCGCCGCCAGAACCAUUCGCGAACUCCUCCGGCCGGAUGACUAUGUUAUCGUCGUCGAACACGAUCUGUCAGUCCUCGACUAUCUCUCCGACUUCAUCUGUGUCCUCUAUGGCAGACCUGCUGUGUAUGGAGUGGUUACUCUUCCUGCCUCGGUUCGAGAAGGCAUCAACAUCUUCCUCGAUGGCAAUAUCCCCACUGAAAACUUGCGUUUCCGUGAGGAAAGCCUAACCUUCCGCAUUGCUGAAGCUGGUGAAGAUUAUAUGGUUGACAAAGCCCGUGCCUUUGAAUACCCCUCCAUGGAGAAGACCCUCGGCUCGUUUCAUUUGAAAAUCGAAAAAGGAAAGUUCACCGACUCCGAAAUCAUCGUCAUGAUGGGCGAAAAUGGUACUGGCAAAACUACCUUUUGUAAGUUGCUCGCUGGCGUGGAGAAACCCGAUGGCACCCAGAAGGUCCCGGCCAUGAACAUUUCGAUGAAGCCACAAAAGAUUACACCCAAAUUCCAGGGCACGGUCCGUCAGCUCUUCUUCAAGCGCAUCAAAGCUUCCUUUUUAAACCCGCAGUUCCAGACCGAUGUCUACAAGCCUCUCAAGAUCGACGACUUCAUUGAUCAAGAAGUCCAGAACCUGUCCGGGGGUGAAUUGCAACGUGUGGCCAUUGUCUUAGCGCUCGGUCUCCCCGCAGAUAUUUACUUGAUUGACGAGCCUUCUGCAUACCUGGACUCUGAGCAACGUAUCAUCGCCGCGCGCGUGAUCAAGCGCUUCAUCAUGCACAGCAAGAAGACGGCCUUCAUUGUCGAACACGAUUUCAUCAUGGCCACCUAUCUCGCUGAUCGCGUCAUCGUGUUUGACGGCAAACCAUCUGUCGACGCCCGCGCCAAUACCCCCGAGUCACUGCUGACAGGCUGCAAUAAGUUCCUCAAGAACUUGGACGUCACGUUCCGUCGGGAUCCCAACUCGUACCGUCCGCGUAUCAACAAGUAUCAGUCCCAAUUGGACCAAGAGCAGAAGCUCUCUGGGAAUUACUUCUUCCUGGAGGAAACAAGUUGA